Besnoitia besnoiti is the source of this 1740-nucleotide messenger RNA. Its product is annotated as DnaJ domain-containing protein. Bases 1 to 1740 code for a protein of 579 amino acids. Lineage: Eukaryota; Apicomplexa; Conoidasida; Eucoccidiorida; Sarcocystidae. The record is from RefSeq and is a predicted model, not a curated record. The transcript has a single exon.
AUGGACGAAGCUCGGCGCGCGCGGAGGAGGACUGAACGGGUCUUCCCUGUCCUCUGCGACGGCGCUUCUUCGUCUGCUGUUCCUUCUUCUUUCCCUCGUCUCUGUUUUGCUAUCCCGGCUUCGCGUGCUCGCUCAUCGGCGCCCUCGUUCUCGCUUCUUUCCGCGGGUUUUCUCGGCUUCCUCGCGUCUUUCUGCUGCCUCCACUCAGCGCCCUUGGCCCUCGACUCCGCACCGCCGCGCGCGCCUUUGCCGGCGUUUUCCGAGACCCGCGUUUUUCUCUUUGCGGCCGCGAGUCGACCCGCGGCGGACGGCAGCUCUCGCCGCCGCGCCGCGUCCUCCUCGCGCCGGGGCGCCGCAGCCGCGCAGUGCGAGGCGAGCGCUGCGUCCUUUCCUGCUGCCAGGGGCGCGAAAGGCGAGUGCCCUGCGGCUUGUGCGCCUCCGCCAACUGCGUGCGAAAUCCGCGAGCUCGCUCCGGCGGAGGCGGACGCGGGCCAGCCGCUGAUCAGCGAGCUGCCCUUCGGCGCGGACGACCUGUUUUCCUCGCUCUUCGCAGGUUUUCAGGACGACAGCAGAGGAAGAAAGCGUGCCGCGGCGGGCGCCGCUGGGCGCGACCGCGAGCGACGAGGCGUCUCGGGAAGACAGCCUCGGCCGCGGCAGUCCGUCGGCGAUGGCGAAGCGGAGCGCGGAGGAGAGAGCGAGGAGGCGGCGGCGGGGGCACAGGCCGCAGACCUGCAGGAGAGGUUCUUCGACCCGUACGAAGUCCUGGGGGUCUCAUCCGACAGCAGCGCGGAGUGCAUUCGCAUCGCCUAUCGACGGAAAGCCAAGGUGUGCCACCCCGACCGCGCCCAGGCCGCCGCCUGGGGCAAGCAGGCGAAGACGAGCUUCGCAGGGGCGCGCUCCGCUGGCGGGGGAGAGGAAGCCGCUGGAGCCUCUGGAGAGACGCAGAAGUCAGGUCGCGCCACCGACGCGCAGCAGCCGAACGCACGGAAUGGGUCCCCUCGCCAGCCUGCGCCGGCUCCCACCGCGUCGUCCGAUGCGAGGGCGCAGAGAGGAGACGGAAACGGCGGCGGCGGAGCGUCUCGGCCAACUGCGCUGUCGCAUGCAGAGAAGUUCAUGCUCGUCCGCUCGGCGUUUGAACUGCUGAGUGACAAGGAGAAGAGAAGACAUUUCGACCGUCACGGCAGGUCCCCCGACGAUCCACGCUUCGUCAGCCGCGCGACGCUGCCUUCGGACGCAGGGCGAGGCCGGUCGCGCCCCUUAGGGCGCGGUCGUGGAGUCUCGGGCGCCACGGGGGGACGCCGGUCGAAGCCGACGGAGCGAGAGUGGCUGUCGACGUUCUUGGACGUGGCGUUCUCUUUCCUCGACGACGACGAAGGGCCGUUGGCUGAGGAGGGCCUGCGGAAGGGCUCCAGAGAGGGGGGCGACGGCCGAGCGCACCGCCGGAGGUCCCGCGGCGGCUCUUCGUCCGUCGCCUUCGAAGCGCCUGGUCGAGUGCAUCGCAAGAAUUCCGCGUCCUUUGCGGUCGGCGACGCGGACUCCGUCGAGUCGUGGUGGGAAGCUGAAGAAGAGAGCGGAGAGUCUUGGGUCGACGAAGACGAAGACCUCUUUGACGAGCUCGACCUUGAGGACGAGGAGGGAGAGUUUGAGCUGGACUAUGAAGAAGACUUUCCCUUUCAGGACGAGGACGAGGGCGAGGAGGAGGACGACGAUGGUGAUUUAUUUGCAGCAUUUAGUUUUUAG